Molecule: messenger RNA, 2136 nt
Organism: Perognathus longimembris pacificus (Pacific pocket mouse)
Lineage: Eukaryota; Metazoa; Chordata; Mammalia; Rodentia; Heteromyidae
Gene: Pcyt2
Product: phosphate cytidylyltransferase 2, ethanolamine
Exons: 15
Coding region: 43-1239 (398 amino acids)
Biological process (GO): phosphatidylethanolamine biosynthetic process
Cellular component (GO): cytoplasm
Molecular function (GO): ethanolamine-phosphate cytidylyltransferase activity
Source: RefSeq, a predicted model, not a curated record
UCGGUCCGCCGGAGUGCCGGGCGGCGUCGGUGCUGCGGGGCCAUGAUCCGGAACGGGCUCGGGGCGGCGGGCGCCUCGGAGCCGCCGGGCCCGCCGGGCCGGCGCCCCGUGAGGGUGUGGUGCGACGGCUGCUAUGACAUGGUUCAUUACGGCCACUCCAACCAGCUGCGCCAGGCCCGGGCCAUGGGCGACUACCUCAUCGUGGGUGUGCACACUGAUGAGGAGAUUGCCAAGCACAAGGGGCCCCCAGUGUUCACGCAGGAGGAGAGAUACAAGAUGGUGCAGGCCAUCAAGUGGGUGGACGAGGUGGUGCCGGCUGCGCCCUACGUCACCACGCUGGAGACGCUGGACAAGCACGACUGUGACUUCUGUGUCCACGGCAACGACAUCACACUGACCGUGGACGGCCGAGACACCUAUGAGGAAGUGAAGCAGGCCGGGCGGUACCGAGAGUGCAAGCGCACGCAGGGCGUGUCCACCACAGACCUGGUGGGCCGCAUGCUGCUGGUGACCAAGGCCCACCACAGCAGCCAGGAGAUGUCCUCCGAGUACCGGGCGUAUGCAGACAGUUUUGGCAAGCCCCCUCUCCCGUCACCUGCCGGGGACACGCUUCCCUCAGAAGUCUCCUUCCAGUGCCCGGGGGGGCGGAACCCCUGGACAGGGGUGUCCCAGUUUCUACAGACGUCCCAGAAGAUCAUCCAGUUUGCCUCUGGGAAGGAGCCCCAGCCAGGGGAGACGGUCAUCUAUGUUGCUGGCGCCUUUGACCUGUUCCACAUCGGGCACGUGGACUUCCUGGAGAAAGUGCACCGCCUGGCAGACAGGCCCUACGUCAUCGCCGGCCUGCACUUUGACCAGGAAGUGAACCGCUACAAAGGCAAGAACUACCCCAUCAUGAACCUGCACGAGCGGACCCUGAGCGUGCUGGCCUGCCGGUACGUGUCGGAAGUGGUGAUCGGGGCCCCGUACUCGGUCACGGCGGAGCUCCUGGGUCACUUCAAGGUGGACCUGGUGUGCCACGGCAAGACAGAGGUGGUGCCUGACAGGGACGGCUCCGACCCCUACCAGGAGCCCAAGAGAAGAGGCAUCUUCCGGCAGAUGGACAGCGGCAGCGACCUCACCACAGACCUCAUUGUGCAGAGGAUCAUCAAGAACAGGUGCCGCCCCCCCCCCCCCCCCCGCGUGGCCCCGGCCCCCCGGCCCAGCGCUGACCACAGCCCGGUCCCCCAGGUUAGAGUAUGAGGCGCGAAACCAAAAGAAAGAGGCCAAGGAGCUGGCCUUCCUGGAGGCCAGGAGGCAGCAGGAGGCGCAGCCCGCGGGGGAGAGCGACUAGCCGGUGGAGGACUGGCCGCGCGUGCCCGGCUCCGGGCCCGCCCGCCGGGCCCUCCGUCCUGGCGCGUGUCUGGCGCACUCGGCGCCACAGCAGGUGGCAGCGCCGCCCUCUCCCUGGCCUGGCUCCGGGCGGCCGGCGUGGAGGGCGCCCGCUUCCGCGGGCCCAGCCCUCUCCCCGCACAGCGCCUGGGCGUGGCCGGCGGGCGGGGCCCGCACAGGGCCCCUGCUGCCCACUGGGCUCCCCUGCCACCCCCCACGGUGAACCCCACCCCUGUCCUGCCCGCCCAGCCGGGGGGAGGGGGCACAGGCCGGGCUGCUCCGGGGGCGCCCUCUGCCGGGGCGUGCCCCAGCACUUCCCCCCGGCCUCCCUUCCACCAGACUUCCCGGUCUCAGCUUUGUGCCUCAGUGGCCGGCCAAAGGCCCCGGUGCCACUGAAUAAAGCUCGAGGGGACGUGCUGUGUGAGCCCCCAGCUCUGUGCAAGACCAGGACGCUGGCCUGCGGGGCCCGCGCACAAGGGACUUGGGGGGGAGGGCGGGGUUGCCUGGGGCUGAGGCCCAGGCCGGCCCUAGCGCCUUCCCUGCACUCCCGAAGUUGUCUUUCCAGCGCUCCGCCUAAGCACUCAGCUGCGGAGUCACGGACGUGGGGGCAGCGGCAGGGGGUGUGCUGGUUUGUUUUCUUCCUUGGUGGUACUAAGGCUUGAACUCAGGGCCUUGAGCUUCUGUUGUUGGCACUCUACCACUUGAGCUAGGCUUCUAGCUUGGCUUUUUGAUGGUUAUUUGGAGGAUAAACUCUACCAAACUUCUGUU